Molecule: messenger RNA, 3504 nt
Organism: Rhineura floridana
Lineage: Eukaryota; Metazoa; Chordata; Lepidosauria; Squamata; Rhineuridae
Product: zinc finger protein 260-like
Exons: 6
Coding region: 838-3276 (812 amino acids)
Biological process (GO): regulation of transcription by RNA polymerase II
Cellular component (GO): nucleus
Molecular function (GO): DNA-binding transcription activator activity, RNA polymerase II-specific; RNA polymerase II cis-regulatory region sequence-specific DNA binding
Source: RefSeq, a predicted model, not a curated record
GCGAUCAGCUGGGCAGAUCCCCUAUGCACCCUCCCCCAGCGGCCCUUUCACCCAGAUGCGCAAAACGGGGCGCUUGGGAGACACUCACCAGAUUUCAUAAGUAUCCACAAAUGCGCCGCUUUCGGCCCCCAAGUGAGAGGGCAGGCAGGAAGAGACUUUGCAGGGAGGGGCUUUGGCUCUCCUCCUCCUCCUUCCCAAAUUCCCUUCCCCUCUAGGAACCCUGUAUUAACCCAUAGACAGCCAAGCUGCGGGAUCACCUCCUCCUCUCUCUCUGCGUCUUUCUCAAAGCAGGAGCCAAAGAAGAAUCUUGCACUACACACACAGAUGGGAGUUUUGGGCUUUCCUGGGCCAGUUGAGACUCCCGACACUUCAGGUUCUCAAACGAAGCCGGCUAUUCAACGGGGAGAGGGGGUGGAUAAGGAGAAGGUAAAUGUACUGCCUUCAAGUCGAUUCCGACUUAUGGCGACCCUCUGAAUAGGGUUUUCAUGAGGCUGAGACUGGCCCAAGGUCACCCAGUGAGCUCCAUAGCUAUGUGGAGAUUCGAACCCUGGCCACCCAGGUCCUAGUCCAACACCGUAACCACUACAAAACAGCCUCAUUUAUUGCACGUGAUAUUGUAGAGUUGGAAACGGUUCAGAAGAGGGCAACCAGAAUGAUCGAGGGGACGGAGCGACUUGCCUAUGAAGAAAGGUUGCAACAUUUGGAGCUUUUCAGUUCAGAGAAAAGGACUUGGUAGCCCCUCUGAUUAGGACAGCCUUAGGCUUGAGACAGAAAUCGGCAGGAGACGAAGGAGUUCCUUUGGUCCUGUUGGAGGCUCCUGUAGCACACAGAUUAUAGAUGGAGGAGGAAGACUCGGCUGUCCCUGAAACAGGAAGAGGUCCCCAUAUCACCCAGGCUGGGACCAGUGGGGGCUUCUGGGAAAGAACCAUGCAGAAGCUCCUGGGUGAGGAGGACACCCUCAGCUCAGAUGUGGAGAGCCAGCAGUUUAGGCAUUUCCACUACCAGGAGUCCCGAGGGCCCCGAGAGGUUUGCAGCCAACUUCACCAUCUCUGCCGUCAAUGGCUGAAGCCAGAAAGACGUACGAAAAAUCAGAUUCUGGACUUGGUGGUCCUGGAGCAGUUCCUGGCUGUCCUUCCACCGGAGAUGGAGAGCUGGGUGAGGGAAUGUGGAGCGGAGACCAGUUCCCAGGCAGUGGCCCUAGCCGAAGGUUUCCUCUUGAGCUGGGCAGAGGACAUGAAGCAGGCAGAGCAGCAGGGAAAGGAUCUGUUUGCAAAGAUGGUCAUUGAUGUCCCUGAGGCAGAGAGGACUCCGUCGGACACUAGAGAGAGGCCACUGGGUGAUGAAAUGAUGCCAGCAAGACCUCUUCAGCCGUCUCUUCUUUGUGGUCGAGGGGAAGCAGCUUCUGUGGCACUGGAUCAGGGUCCCGUGUCCUUUGAGGAUGUGGCCGUGCAUUUCACAGAGGAGGAGUGGGCCCUGCUGGAUCCUGACCAGAGAGCUCUGCAUAAGCAAGUCACAGAGGAGAAUUGUGCGGUUGUCGUCUCUCUUGAGGGUGGCAAAUUGGAUACCAAGAAUAUGGGAGACAAUGACAAAAUCCACACAGUGGAGAAGCCAUAUAAAUAUUUAGAAUGUGAACAGAGUUUCAAUCAGAGCUCUGAUCAAAGAAUUCACACCAGGGGAAACCAGUGUUUGGUAUGUGGAAAGAGUUUCAGCUGCAAGAGAAAUCUCACUUCCCAUCAAAUAAUUCAUAUAGGGGAGAAACUACACCAGUGCUUUGAAUGUGGAAAGAUCCUCACUUGCAAAGAAUGUCUCACUUCUCAUCAAAGAAUUCACACAGAGGAGAAACUUUAUAAAUGCUUGGAAUGUGGAAAGAGCUUCAGGUACAGGUUUCAUCUCACUUCCCAUCGAAGAACUCACAGUGGAGAGAAAGCCUAUCAAUGCUUGGAAUGUGGAAAGAGCUUCCAAGGCAGCUCCACUUUUACUUUCCAUGAAAGAAUUCACAGCGGGGAUAAACCACAUCAGUGCAUAGAAUGUGGAAAGAGCUUCAGCUGGAAGAAACGUCGCACUUCUCAUCAAAGAAUGUACACAGGGAAGAAAACAUAUCAGUGCUUAGAAUGUGGAAAGAGCUUCAGUUGGAGCGACCAUCUAACUGUUCAUCAAAAAAAUCAUACAGGGGGAAAACCAUAUAAAUGCUUGGAAUGUGGAAAGAGCUUUAGUCGAAGCAACCAUCUCACUGUCCAUCAAAGAAUUCAUUCAGGGGAGAAACCAUACCAAUGCUCAGAAUGUCAAAAGAGAUUCAGGCGGAGCCACCAUCUCACUGUCCAUCAAAGAAUUCACAAUGGGAGGAAACCAUAUCAGUGCUUAGAAUGUGGAAAGAGCUUUAGUCGGAAGGAUUGUCUCACUGUCCAUCAAAGAAUUCAUACAGGGGAGAAGCCGUAUAAAUGCUUGGAAUGUGGAAAGAGCUUCAAUCAGAGUUACUAUCUCACAUCCCAUCAAAGAAUUCACAAUGAGAAGAAACCAUAUCAGUGUUUGGAAUGUGGAAAGAGCUUUAGUCGGAAGGAUUGUCUCACUUCCCAUCAAAGAAUUCAUACAGGGGAGAUGCCGUAUCAGUGCUUGGAAUGUGGAAAGAGUUUUAGUCGGAAGGAUUAUCUCACUUCCCAUCAAAGAAUUCACAAUGGGUGGAAACCAUAUCAGUGUUUGGAAUGUGGAAAGAGCUUUAGUCGGAAGGAUGGUCUCACUGUCCAUCAAAGAAUUCAUACAGGGGAGAAGCCGUAUGAAUGCUUGGAAUGUGGAAAGAGCUUCAAUCAGCGUUACUAUCUCACUGUCCAUCAAAUAAUUCACAAUGGGAGGAAACCAUAUCAGUGCUUGGAAUGUGGAAAGAGCUUUAGUCGGAAGGAUGGUCUCACUGUCCAUCAAAGAAUUCAUACAGGGGAGAAGCCGUAUGAAUGUUUGGAAUGUGGAAAGAGCUUCAAUCAGAGUUACUAUCUCACUUCCCAUCAAAGAAUUCACAAUGAGAAGAAACCAUAUCAGUGCUUGGAAUGUGGAAAGAGCUUUAGUCGGAAGGAUGGUCUCACUUCCCAUCAAAGAAUUCAUACAGGGGAGAUGCCGUAUCAGUGCUUGGAAUGUGGAAAGAGCUUUAGUCGGAAGGAUUAUCUUACUUCCCAUCAAAGAAUUCAUACAGGGGAGAUGCCAUAUCAGUGCUUGGAAUGUGGAAACAGCUUUAGUCGGAAGGAUUAUCUCACUUCCCAUCAAAGAAUUCAUGUAGGAGAAAAACCAUAAAAGUGCUGGUGGUUUCUAGAGCUCACAAGGCUGCUAGGAGGUCAAGGAGGUGUGGCCAAGUUCUGGCUUUCUUCCCAUCGUUCCCUUUUGCAAAUUUACUGUGGACACUUAAGCAUAGCAGUUGUACAAAUACUCAGCAUCUAACCAAACUGAAAGGUGUCUCACUUUGCUUCAGAAGGGCUUCCUCCUGUCACUGUUUGUUCAUUGUUGAUUCGGCCAGAUAGGCGA